UCCUCACCUCGCUCCUUCUAGUUUCGGUGCCACUCGUCACCAGCACCAGAGCUGCUUCGUUUCCUAGCGCUUUUAUUACUAGCCAAUCUUGCCCUUCUCUGCUGCUCCUACUACACAAGAUCAACGAUGUCGACUGUGAGCCGUGCGUCCCUUGACCAGAAGCUCGCCCUCGCCAAACGCUGCUCGCGAGAGGCGACCCUUGCAGGAGCUAAGGCGGCAGCCGUGGCCACCAUCGCCUCCGGGAUCCCCACCCUUGCGAGCGUGCGGAUGCUGCCGUGGGCGAAGGCCAACAUCAACCCCACCGGCCAGGCACUCAUCAUCUCCACCGUUGCUGGGAUGGCCUACUUCAUCGCCGCCGACAAGAAGAUCCUGUCGCUGGCGAGAAGGCACUCGUUCGAGGAAGCCCCCGACCACCUCAAGAACACCUCCUACCAGGGCGUCGGUCGCCCACACCCGGCUUUCUUCAGGCCAUGAUGAGGCAUCUGGCCCUCUUGGAAGUUGCUGUACUCUGUGCCGUCGAUGUCCGAAUAAGAUACUACUAUUAGUAUUAGGUCGCCAAUAUCAUCGAUGUAAUGGUAUAGUACUUCAACGGGUCCAUGUAAUUAGUUUGUACUGCUGCUCCAAUUGAAAAGGAAUGCAAGUUGGUCUUACAGUACUGAUCAACACUGAAA
Molecule: messenger RNA, 671 nt
Organism: Panicum hallii
Lineage: Eukaryota; Viridiplantae; Streptophyta; Magnoliopsida; Poales; Poaceae
Product: early nodulin-93-like
Exons: 4
Coding region: 127-474 (115 amino acids)
Source: RefSeq, a predicted model, not a curated record